CACUAAGUAAUAUAAUGCCAAUUAGCACGCCAGGUUUAGCUGUUAGUGCUGAUUGAUUGAUUGAAAUAAAUGUAAUGAAAUGAAAAAAAUAUUUUCUUCUAUGGAAACUUAACCACAUAUGCACAUAUCUGUAAUGUUUGUAUCUCUUGUGGCUGGGCAUUAAUUAAGCGCUUCACACACCUUUUACGAAUACGUUAACGUAGUGAUUAUAUGCUCUUUGAUACGUUACAUCAAAAAAUGGCAUGGGAUUUUAGAUAAUUGCUUGCCAAGUAGGAUCAACUAAUUCAAUUGAUCAACUAAAUGUCGCAAUGUAAUACAAAUUAUGGUGGAUUGGCGAUUAUCGUGACGUUUGUAGAAGUCAUUAAUUAAGUGACAAUAGGACGCAGCUAUACGUUAGAGACGAGGCGGUAGAGAUAUCUUAUUUGUUUUUUUUUACUAUCCCCCACUUCUUUUACCCCACACACGACAAACCAUAGCACGAACCGAGCGAGCCAAACUCGCCGCUCGCCGCGCUGCUGAACAGCUCAAAACCCACGCCUAAACUUUUUUCUUUUGUUUGACUUUAUUAAUAACACUUAUUGUUGUCGUGCUCGGCCCGACCAAUUCCGUUUGUUACUGGGAGAAUUAUGGAUUUGGAUAACCUUAUUAUGAUCGUAAAUUAAUCUUAAGGACACUCAAAAUAUUUAAUUAGUAAGUACAGUGUUGUGAGUAAUAUUAAGUCGAUAAGUGUCUAGUGAUAGUAAAAAUGGGUUGCGCGCAAAGUGAGAUUUCACCCCAAAAUGAAACUCCGAAGAAAAGUUGCACCGAUGUCCUUUGGUUGGUGAUCUAUAUUGUAUUUUGGGUGCUUAUGCUCGUAAUCGCAGCAAUAUCGUUUGUUUACGGGAAUCCUGCAAGAAUAAUCAAUGGGUUUGACUCGUUCGGCAACACAUGUGGUGUCAAAACUAAUCAGAAGCUCAUAAACUUUCCUUUAGCGGGAAUCAGUACAAUAGACAAGCCCUAUUUGUUCUUUCUGGACAUAAAGGAACUGAGGAAAUCUAUAAAAAUUUGCGUUAAACAAUGUCCUAAUAAGAUAUUGAAGGAUUUGCCUGCUAUUCAAGAGUUCUAUCGUGAAACUGGUUCUAAUCUAUGUACUUAUGAAACAAGGUUGAAUGAGCUGGUUAAAGACGAUGCACUGCACAGCAUGACAGGGCCAUGUCCCGUAACACCUGUAGUGGAGACAUUUCCUCUCCUGAACAGAUGCAUUCCGAAGUCCUUAAAAGAGUUUUCGAAGAAAGUAUCCACAGACGUGUACAACUUGCUCAACAGUUGGGGUACGAUAGAGCAGAUGCUGACGGACUUGUAUUCAUCAUGGAAAGAAAUGAUAAUAUGUGUCAUUGUUGCAUUAUUAUGUUCCUUGAUCAUGGUUUCCAUACUGCAUCUGCUAGCUACUGUGGUAUCUUGGAUUUUCAUGAUAGUGGUAUCAGUAGUAAGCAUCGCUGGCACUGCCCUUUUGUGGUACACCUAUUACGAGUUAAAACGUGGAAACCAGAACUUCACCGGAUCCAUAUAUUUGACAGAAUCUCUUAAGAAUGAGACUGCAUUCCUCUGGUAUUCUAUAAUUGCUACUAUUAUUACGGUGAUCUUACUACUGCUAGUAUACGUGAUGCGUUCCCGCGUAUCGUUCCUGGCUCAACUGUUUCGUGAGACCGCUCACUGCCUCGGCUCCAUCCCAGCUCUGUUUAUCCAGCCGAUCAUCACUUUCUUCUUCCUCGUGCUGUUCUUCGCCUUCUGGUCUAUUGUCGUGGCUUGCCUCGCAACAGCCACGUAUCCCGGUAUCCCGUACAAAUAUAACUUCUUCAUCAACGGCUCCCAGAUGCCAGAUCUGGUCAACAACGCGUCUGUCAGGACCCAAAACGUCAACAGCAGCGCUACACCUAAACAAUUCAAUCUGGACCCCAUCGAGUUCAGCCCCUGCUGGGUGCAGAGCAUGUGGUGGAUGUGCCUCAUCUGCCUCGUGUGGGGCAGCGAGUUCAUCCUCGGCUGCCAGCAGAUGACCAUCGCUGGGGCCGUGUCGCACUGGUACUUCCGCGGCGAAAACGCACACUCUCCCGUCCUGUACUCCAUCGGCAAGCUGGUCAAGUACCACCUCGGCUCCGUCGCUAAAGGCUCCUUCCUCAUCACGCUGUUCAAGAUACCGAGGCUUAUACUCACUUAUCUACACGCUAAAUUGUCAGCCAGAGCCGACAAGGGCUCCGAAUGCGCCAAGUGCGGCCUCAAGUGCGGCAUCUGCUGCUUCUACUGCCUGGAGAAGUUCAUGCGCUACCUCAACCACAACGCCUACACCAUCAUCACUAUAGAGCGGUGCAACUUCUGCAAAGCAGCUGGCAAGGCGUUCAGCACAAUAGUGAACAACGCGCUCCAAGUGGCCACCAUCAACAGCGUGGGCGACUUCAUCCUGUUCCUGGGCAAGUGCAUCGUGACCGCGGUCACCGGCAUCAUCGGCCUGCUGCUUGUUAAACGGAACCCCGACCUGCACUUCUACGCCGUGCCCACACUCUUCAUCUGCAUAUACUCCUUCUUUAUUGCUCAUUGCAUCCUGUCUUUAUAUGAGAUGGUAGUGGACACGCUGUUCCUGUGCGUGUGCGAGGACCGCAACAUGAACGCGGGAGAGGGCCGCUGGAAGAGCUCCCGCCUGGCCGCGCUCGGCGGACACCCGCCCGGCGACCUCGACACCACCGACAACGAGCUUCGCAAUCUGGACUCCAAGUAUUAAGGUAACGAGAGUCCUGAGGCAUUUAUAAUAAAAUAGACGUAGAAUAUAAGUAUAAAACUAGAACGAAAAGCAUCGAGAAAAGUUUUCAUCGAUACUUACAACAGUUUAAUAUGUAUAAUCGAAAUGGAUGUACCUUUAUUGGAAACUCUUAUUGAUAUUUUUUUUUUAUAUUUAUAGAUAGGUGUUUAGAAUAUUAAUUUAUUGAUAAUAUUGAUAUUCAAAGUAUUAUUGUCAUCUCAUGUCUAUAUUUAUGUGGUAUAAGUAAUAACUCCUCUAUUUAAUCUUCUUAUAAUUAUUAUGUCAAGCUUGGUGAUAUCUUGUGAUAACACAUGUUUUAAAAAUCACCAUCAUUUUGAUGCAAUUUAAUGUUUUAAGGGGUGUGAGCACAAACUAAAAUAUCAAUUCAUAUGCACCCUAACUUUAAACCUCGUUAUUAAUACAAAUUUACAGUACAUAUGGUGCUACUUUUCCGCACUAGUGCGUAAAUUAACACAAUGUAACUAUGUCGAAAAUUUAAACGGUCAUAUGUACUGUAAAACGUUGUACGAUACAUGUGCGAAUAGGUAAUUCGCAACUCGUGUCGAUUUAAAACACUCCCUUCGGUCUUGUUAAAAUGUGUGUAUAGUAUAUAACGAUUACAAGCCUCAUUUAGUUAACUUAUGUUUUAAUACUUUCUUACAAAUACACACGUCAGAAUAAGAUAAUGUUUUUUGAAAUUAAUGCUAUUUGAGGCUUGUAGCACCUUUUAUGAAUAACGCCACAAGACUUUAAAAACUACUAAACGUUUUUUUUGAGAUUGAUAUGUAUGCAUUUAUACCAUAGUUAUAUUCUCAUAAAAUUUAUAUACUUGGCGCUAAUAUAUUUCAAGAUAAUAUUAAGUUUUGAUGAUAUCUAUUAUACAAGUUGCUAGUAUUUUAUGAACGUUUAAAUGCGAUUUUUGAUAAAUGUGAAUUUUAUUUUUGUAGUACAAAACACGACUUGACUGUUUAAUUGACACAUAUUGUAAUGUGUGAAGCUUUAACUUAAGUAAUUAUUGUAUUUAAUUAUAUUAGAGUAAAAUACUCCAAUGUUAACUUUAGAUUUGAUUCCUUUUGGCAAAUUUUAUGUCGAUUCAAUUUAAGGUUUUUGCACUUCCAUGAAUGAUUUAUUCUUGUCCAUUCCUUUCCAGAAUUAUUUUUAUAAUUCUCAUUAUUUAAUACUCUAAGAUAGUUUAUUUAGCCUUAAGAGUGAAUUUUUAUUCUAUUUUUACAUCCAUAUUUAAAAUCAAUGCAAGAAUAAUGAAUAAUUAAGGUUAUAAAUGGUAUGAUUGAAAUUUAUAGAUCAACUCAAAAUAGACCAAAUGGUGUCAUGGGAAUAAUGAUUGUUUUCGGUUGAAAAGUGUAAUUAGUCGUAAUUGCAGCUCACGAAAUACUGCGUGCGUAAACCUAAGAUUUCCUUUGGCACGAUUGGUCCUUAGGACCCAGGAUGGAUUUAAGAAGUGGAGGCGCCAAGAUGUUUGAUGUACAUUUUUAGAGGGGGAGGGGCUCUCAACUUUUCUUGAUAUCUAUAUCAUUUAAGUUACUAGGCCAAGUUUGGUAUCGUUUUCGUAUAAAUCGGGGAUGCCCAAAUUCAUUUAUGGUAUCAUAUUGACACAAUUCUGUAGUAAAAAUAUAUAAAAUGUGAAGAAAAAAAGUCCUCUUCACGCUUAAAUUGUUGAAUAAAUUUGUUAAAAGUUAGUAUAUAAUACUUUUGAGUCCCGGGGAACAACAGCAUAGUUUUUUGUCUCCAAAUUCAUCCCUUAUGGGUAUAAAAAGGAAGGUAGAAGUUUGUAUGGGGAAUCAAUAACAGCUGAACCGAUUUAGAUAAAACUACGUCUAAAUCUUUGAUUUAGUUGAAAAUGAUACCAAACUUGACUUAGAUCCCAAACUUAUUAUAAAUAUGGAGUGUGGAAUUAAGAGGGGUGACAUCUCUUAUGGUAGAAUAAUAGUUCCAAAUCUCUCCAGAGUAGCGCUAGAGUAGCUAAGAGCCUAUGCGUUAUUGACGGAGUGAAGUGCGCUGUCUAUGAUUUGUUUUUUUUUUUUGUUCAAGUCUUCUAGGUAUUGUAGCGCCACCUAUUUAAGGUUUUUGAUGACACUUUUUGGUACAUGGAGAUUUCAUUCCUGACCUCUAUUAACUCCACCUUCCAUAGUUAUAAACCUCGGACGUCGCCAACGCUAACCCCCCCCGUCCCCUCCUGCAUCAAAAACCAUUACUUCUUAAAUACUCGUACAUCUUAGGAACGCAAAAAUUAAUUCUGCCACAGGAAACCUUUGGUUCAGAGAAAGCCGUAUUUGGCAUUUUUAUGUAGUGUAGACACAUGACUAAACAUAAAUAUUUUGUAAACAUAUGAAAAGUACAGCAGAUUUUUUUUAUUUAACGUAUUUUAACUGUAGGAGAGGGAGUUGCUAUGAACCUAUUUCUUGGAUAACAGGUUUAAGCGGUAUAUGUAGAUUGAAAAAAAGAAACAUUCUCGUGGACUCAAUAUGUGCAUCCAUAGCAACUACAUUUGUUCAAUGUGAAAAUAAAAACUACUAUUUCAUUUAGGUUAAAUUAGUUCAAGCUGCGUAUAUCUGGCUCAAAAUAAUUGUAAACUCAUGACUGACGGCCGUCCAUGUUUACGAAUCUAAUAUUAAUCGAGAUCUCAACUAUGGUCAAUGUAGGGAAGACCGUCUACAAGCUCUUUUUAGCCGCCUUUAACUCUUACGUUUGCACACGUAAUCUAGUUACAGAAAAAGCGAAGGUUCCCUUUUUCACAGUCUGAGCGACGUACGUAUACAAAUACGAGUUCUGGGCCUAUGACGGUCAUCCCGCCAAAAAAAUGUCGGUCUUCUCCACAAUUGACCUUAUUUAAUUUGAGUAGUUUAGUCUGUGUUGGACAUUUUGUUGUAUUAUUAUUAAGAAUCUAUAAUCAUGUUGUGAACCCGCAUUUUCUUCCAACCGUACCUGUUUAUUGUAGCUUCUGACAUCGAAAUAAAAUUUUACUUUUGUGUGGAAA
This is a messenger RNA of Cydia pomonella (codling moth), 5765 nucleotides long. It is a transcript of the gene Ctl1, whose product is annotated as choline transporter-like 1. The transcript has 12 exons. Gene Ontology annotation, cellular component: membrane. The record is from RefSeq and is a predicted model, not a curated record. Gene Ontology annotation, biological process: transmembrane transport. Gene Ontology annotation, molecular function: transmembrane transporter activity. Lineage: Eukaryota; Metazoa; Arthropoda; Insecta; Lepidoptera; Tortricidae. Bases 746 to 2752 code for a protein of 668 amino acids.